AUUUCAAGGUCACCAAGCAUGCGAAUCGUCGUGCUUCAUUUUGGAUGGAUUACGUGACUAUUGGAACCGAGAUGCAACAGAUGUGGCCUAUGUGUGUCAAACGAGGGAGGGAGUUACGUGCACGGCAUGCCAAAUAUUUGCUGCAUAUGUUUAAUAAUUUGAUAUAAAAAUGCGUGUGCCCGAAGACUUGUAUUGCAGUUUGAAACGCAGCUCUGAUCAAAAUGCUGCUAAAGGUAAUACUUCUUGUCACCACAAUUGCUGGCAUCCAUGCCGAGUCACCUGUGCGAGCUCCAUAUGCUCCGGCAGGCUGGCGUCCACGUGUGCCAUUUAAUUUGCCCAGCCAGAAUGUGGCUCCAGUGGGAUCCAGCUUUGAGAUCAGCAGAGAACGCGUUGAGCAUGCUGGCACCUUUAAUGCACCUCAGGCAAAUUCCAAUUACUUGCCACCAAAUGCCGAAGUACCCAACCAGCAGCAACAGCCAGUGCUCAGUGGCAACCAAGGAGAUAUAUUGGAUGGGGAGCGACAGGCAAAUCGGCAACCAAGUCCGGCCGCCCAAUACGGCGCCCCAGUUGAUGGUGGCUUUAGAAUAGACUAUCCGGAUGAGGAAAAUCCCGCUCCGUCUACGGAUUUGCAGUCAAGAAUCGAGGAGGGCCGAUACUAUAUAGUUUCCUCCGAUAACAAGCUACAACGUGUUCUAUAUCGGACUGUGAAGAAUGCAGAAGAUGCUGCUGGCGACGGCUUCACGGCCCAGCUGAGAUACUCCUCCGUGGGUGAGUUGCAGGAUCCGAUUUAUAAAUAUAAUAGUCAGGGACAAUUGGAGCGGGUGCUGAAGUAA
Drosophila montana is the source of this 833-nucleotide messenger RNA. RefSeq lists its product as uncharacterized. Bases 222 to 833 code for a protein of 203 amino acids. The record is from RefSeq and is a predicted model, not a curated record. Lineage: Eukaryota; Metazoa; Arthropoda; Insecta; Diptera; Drosophilidae. The transcript has 2 exons.